UAAAGACGAAACACGCCAAUCAGCGACCCGCUUCUGCUGCAGCUUUUACUCGGAGUCCGGGAGUUUCCCCAAAAUGAGCAGUUCGGAGGAGGUUUCGUGGAUUUCUUGGUUUUGUGGACUACGAGGGAACGAGUUCUUCUGUGAGGUGGAUGAGGACUAUAUCCAGGAUAAGUUCAACCUCACUGGACUCAAUGAGCAGGUUCCACAUUACAGACAAGCUCUGGACAUGAUUUUGGAUCUGGAACCUGAUGAGGAGCUGGAAGACAACCCAAACCAGAGUGACCUGAUUGAGCAGGCUGCUGAGAUGCUGUAUGGCCUGAUUCAUGCGCGAUACAUCCUGACCAACCGUGGCAUUGCUCAGAUGUUGGAGAAGUACCAGCAGGGCGACUUUGGCUAUUGUCCUCGUGUUUACUGUGAGAACCAGCCUAUGCUGCCCAUUGGUCUGUCUGACAUCCCUGGUGAGGCUAUGGUCAAACUCUACUGUCCUAAAUGUAUGGAUGUGUACACGCCAAAGUCGUCUAGGCACCACCACACUGAUGGAGCCUACUUUGGGACGGGCUUCCCUCAUAUGCUCUUCAUGGUGCACCCUGAGUAUCGGCCAAAGAGGCCUGCAAACCAGUUUGUGCCCAGGCUCUAUGGUUUCAAGAUCCACCCUAUGGCAUACCAGCUACAGCUGCAGGCAGCCUCCAGCUUCAAGAGCCCCGUCAAGGCCAUCCGCUAAAAACUGAAGAAGGAGGUGAUGGAGGGAGGGUUGGAGAGGCAGGAGGAGAGGGGAAGAUCUGUGUCUGUCUGUACAUAGCCUCACUCUCCUCCCAGAGACCAUUUGUUUUAGAUUAGUUUUGAUUGAGAGAAGCGUUUAAAUAUUGAGAGAGUGGGAAUAGAACAUGCACACUUUGGAAAUCUGUUAACAACCUUUCCUCUUAGUCACACAGAUGCAGCAUGGAGAUGCCAUGCAGACAUUGGUGUUUACCUUGUAAAAAAAAAAAAUUGUCCCUUUUCAGUGGAAAUGAAACUAUAAAUUGAUGACAGAUGAAUAUGGCGUUACUCACUUUUGUGUCGAGAAAAUUAUGUAUGUUUUGGUCACAGAGGUGGUGUACAGUACAAGUUAAACAGUAGUGGCUCAGUGUCCCCUCCCCACACCUCAUUCAGUGACUGUGGCAGACAGACACUCUAUUGGGGGGAGAAAGAGCAGUUAGGAAAUUAACAAGUGCGAGAACUGAGUUCUCCUAUUGGCUUACUUUUCAGUUGCCUCAGUCCAGCAACAGUUCCAAACGAGCUGUAGUUUGCUAAACUUGGGCGUAAUUUAGUGGACACUUGUUAAUUGCUGACCAAAUGCUCCUUCCCUACUGCAAGUUAAAGCAAGUCUCUGUCCCCAUCAGUCCACAGUGAGUAUGUGUUAAAUCUCAGUAUUGCGCAGAUGUUCCCCUCAGAAGUACAUGUACAUUGAUUCCUGCCAAGUUUCUCCGCAGUUUUGGUAUGAUUAUUUAUGUGAGACUUUUCAAAAGGAGGUCAUCCAUAGUUUGGAAAUGCUGUUUUAGUUUCCCCAUGGCCCUCUCACCCGGGCGUCUCCGAAUUCAUUGAAAGGCAUGUGCCUGCAGGUUAUAGAUUGGAUGCAUUGGUAAAGAUUGUAAUUAUUGUUGCUGUUAGUGUGGUUUUUUUUUUUUUUUUGGUUUUUUGUUUUUUUUUGGUUUAUCUUUUGAAUUUUUCCUUUACAGCUGUUGAGGAACCAGGGUUCAGAAUUCACAUUAAACUUUUCUUUUCCUAUAA
Messenger RNA from Colossoma macropomum (tambaqui), 1767 nucleotides. RefSeq names its product casein kinase 2, beta polypeptide (gene csnk2b). The record is from RefSeq and is a predicted model, not a curated record. NCBI's taxonomy places the organism in Eukaryota, Metazoa, Chordata, Actinopteri, Characiformes, Serrasalmidae. The transcript is spliced from 7 exons. Gene Ontology annotation, molecular function: protein kinase regulator activity. Gene Ontology annotation, cellular component: protein kinase CK2 complex; cytoplasm. Bases 74 to 721 code for a protein of 215 amino acids.